AUGUCACAGGGAAGUCUAUCAGUGUCAUCAACAGCCUCCUGGACCCAUCCAGCAAGGCAUCUCCUAGCGCAGUGCUGUGAGAUACUGAGCCGAUUUGAGGAGGGCAUUCGAGCGUUGGUCCUAAGCUACGACGAUGAGGAGGGUACUCUGCCGUUAGUCAUCGCCAAUGGGGCUGCCGGAGCCUUCCUGCUCGGUCAGCUUUAUGAAAAGAACGCUCAGUAUCAUUUAGCUCUUCCCGCAUACGAGAAGAGCCUGGAGGCCGGACCGGUGAUGUUUGCAGCAUACGAGCGCAUCAUCUCCUUGAGACGCCGAGGAGUUGGUGCUGAUUCGAAAGGCACAGCUGAGGUCUUUCUUGAGCCCGAGACAUGCUUUGGCGUUGAUAGACUGAAUAGCUGGUAUACCUCGGCAUCCACUUCAAAUACGAUGAUAGCAACGGCUGAUAGCCUCAUCAGUGACCAGCGUAUAGCCCGAAGGCCGCCGCCGCCGCCUAACCAGGCCUCCUCCGAGACCAUUACGGUAUCUCACAACAACUCCUCUAUGAUCCCUUCUACGGUAAGCAUGAGGGGUCUACAGUCUACACGGAAGGGGGCGGAGGAAGAACAGGAGAUGAAGUCUCCUGCUACUUGCGUUAAGAGCUUCGCUUACCUCUACAAGGCAACGGCUCAUCUUGACUUGCCAUCAGCGCGGAUGGUAACCAGUGAUAGGAUGACUCCAGGUCAACGCGACUCUAGGUACACCACUUUGAGACUGGCAGAAGCAGCAUUUGAUCGUGGAGAAUACGAGGAAGCUGAGGCCUUCUUCGAUGCAUUGUUCACGACAUAUCCCUUCGCUAUAGAAGGUGUGGGCAAGUAUAGUACACUGUUGUGGCAUGAGAAAAGGAAGAGAGCACUGGUUGACCUCUCUAGACGGGUAUUGACGUUUGGUAGGCUUCGAUCAGAGUCAUGGAUCUGUGCGGCUAAUGCGGACUCUAUCAACUUGGACCAUGCGGAGGCUAGACAGAAGCUCGAGAAGGCGAGACUGUUGAAUCCUUGCGAUGCCAAUGUAUGUUGCCUCAUUGGACACGAGUAA
Perkinsus marinus ATCC 50983 is the source of this 1068-nucleotide messenger RNA. RefSeq lists its product as hypothetical. NCBI's taxonomy places the organism in Eukaryota, Perkinsozoa, Perkinsida, Perkinsidae. Bases 1 to 1068 code for a protein of 355 amino acids. Gene Ontology annotation, biological process: cell division. The transcript has 12 exons. The record is from RefSeq and is a predicted model, not a curated record. Gene Ontology annotation, molecular function: protein binding.